Dromaius novaehollandiae (emu) is the source of this 4308-nucleotide messenger RNA. It is a transcript of the gene PECAM1, whose product is annotated as platelet and endothelial cell adhesion molecule 1. Bases 266 to 2593 code for a protein of 775 amino acids. Gene Ontology annotation, molecular function: transmembrane signaling receptor activity. The record is from RefSeq and is a predicted model, not a curated record. The transcript has 16 exons. Gene Ontology annotation, biological process: cell surface receptor signaling pathway. Gene Ontology annotation, cellular component: plasma membrane. Lineage: Eukaryota; Metazoa; Chordata; Aves; Casuariiformes; Dromaiidae.
UGAACAGUAAUCUGUCUGUGAGCAGCAGAUAGAUUUUCAUUGUUCGCCAUUUCCAGUUUCCAGUAAUGGGAACGAUUACUUGAACCAGGCAGUUUCUGCUGAAUAUCUGAAAAACUUACCACUUUUAAUGGGAAAGCUUUAUCUGUUUCCAUAAAACAAACAAACAAAAAAACUUUUUACCUGUUUUUUGGACCUUGAGGCAAAUCACAUCUGAUGAUGAAUAUUGUUUUAUUUUGGAAUUAAGUGUCUGUUCUUCAGGAACGAGAUGUAUCUUGCUCUUCUGGUGAUUUUCUUGCACUUUUCAGAACUUUACACUCAGGAGAAAGUUUUUACUUUCAACAUGGUUGAAAUCAAGGUUCAGCCAUCUGUCAAAGUGAAGAAUGGAGCUCCCAUGUCAAUCAUCUGCCGUGCCGAUAUUAGCAAAAAAAGUGAUUUCCAGCUGAGACAUAAUUUUACAAUUUUUAAGGAUGGCAAGCUUGUGUUCAUGAUCACAUCAGAUAAAGGAGAGGCACGAUAUGGAAUACCUGUAGCUAGAUCUGCAGAUACAGGAGAGUAUGAAUGUACUGUGGAAGCAGGUGGGAAGAUAAAAUCUAGUAACUCCUUACACGUUUGGGUGACAGGGAUGACCAAGCCAAUACUGACUGCUGAGAAAAAAGAAGUUUUAGAGGGUGAAGUUGUGAAAUUACGCUGUGAACUGCCAGAGGAAGUACCUCCUUUAUAUUUCUUUUUCCGGAAGAUAAAGAUGAAUUCAAAACCUAAACAAAAACAUGUACUUGAACUACAAAGAAAUUUUUCCACGGUGGAGUUUUCUGUUGAAGAGGAGGAUAAUAUUUUACAUUUUGAUUGCUUUGCUAGCAGACAUGUAAACCUUGAACUUGAAACCUCAGAACCCAGUAACAGAACACUCGUUACAGUCAAGGAACCAUUUAUAAAGCCUACUCUGAAUGCCAAGCCCUCAAGUAAUAUUACAGAAGGAGACAGAAUACAGUUUGAAUGCUCAACAAUGAUAGCCCAAAUGCGUGGCAUUGAAAUCAUACUCCAGAAAAACAAAACAAUACUGAACAGUGUGCAAAAUGAGGAGCUUUUGAAAUACUCUGCAGUAGCUACUCUAGAGGAUAGUGGUGAAUACCUGUGUAAGGUGGAGCAAGGUAGAGCAUCUAAAACCACCAAGCUGAAUGUUGUUGUGGCAGAGUUAUUUCCCCAGCCAGUAUUGACUGCUUCUGCAAUUAAGCUGGAUGAAAAUAAGGAAUUAACCUUGAAUUGCAGCAUUAGUGGUUUUCAGAAAGCUAACUUCUCUAUAUUAAGGAAAAAAUCAAACGGAGACAUCUGGUUGAAAAAUUCUAGGAACUUAACAAUGAGAGUUCAUGUGAAUGACACUGGAUCUUAUAUCUGUAAAGCGGAAGUAAAAGGAAUAGUCAAGGAGAGCAAACCUGUAAAGAUAUAUGUUUAUGCUCCAGUCUCCAAGCCAACUCUUUCUGUUGUCGGUGGUUUACCGGAGGUAGUGUUAGGGAAGCCUCUACGGUUAAUCUGUCGUGCUGUGAUGGGAACACCGCCAAUAACAUUCACAUUCUACAAAGGAAAUAAAGCUAAAAAAAUAGAAGUUAAUGACACAUAUGCAGUGUUCUUGGAUGAAGAUAUUAGACAAAAUGACAAAGGAGGAUACAAAUGUGACGCUAGAAAUAGUCACUCCAGUGGUAUGAAAACUAGCAAUAUUCUAAAUAUCACAGUCAUAGUACCAAUCAGGAAUGCCAGCUUGGGCAGUAGUCCUUAUGGGGAAGUGGAAGAUGGCAGUGAGACUGCUUUUCUCUGUUCUGUGAAAGAGGGAUCAUGGCCAAUCCACUUCAAGAUUUUUAAAAAAACUGAUCAUGAAGUCCUUUUGUUUGAAAAAAGUGAGAAUGCAGACAGAAUCUUGUGGCGCAAGGAAGCAAUGAACAGACAGGACACGGGAACAUAUUACUGCAUUGCUUCUAAUCGAGCUAAUGUGGAUGUGAAGAGCCAUCCAAUAACCAUCAAUGUCAUCUUAGCGGCUUGGCAGAAAGGAGUCAUUGCUGCAUUUGUCCUAAUACCUACUGCAGGAGCAAUAGCUCUGACUUCAUGGUGGUUUUUGUUUAAGAAGAAAACAGCUAAAAGACCAUCCAUGGAGAUGUCUGGAUCUGCCUUGGCUACAAACCUGACAAGUGAAAAACUGACAAGACAGAACAAUGAUGGAGACUAUUAUUCCAGAUCAGGUUACAUUGAAGAUGGUGAAAAUAACAUGAAAUCAACAGAUGAAAAUAAAGGACCUGACCUUGAGAGUGCCGAGGUGGAGUACACUGAAGUUGAAGUAUCAACGCUUGAUCCUCACAGAGCUCCUGUACAGAAGGGGACUGAAACAGUUUAUAGUGAAAUCAGAAAAGCUAAUCAUGAUUCUGUGGAAAACAGACAUUCUAUGUCACAGGCAAAACAGAGUACUGCACUAUGGAAGAGAGAGAUGAAGAAAAUCAUUUUAAUGAGCGCUAGCCCUGCUUCUAUCUUUUUGCCUCUAAGUAGCUUCUGUCAGAAUAAAUAUAAUCCAGCAUGGAAACUAAGGAACUCUGUUCCAUCUUCACUGUGAGACCGUGAUCAAAUUGAGCUCAAGGCUUUUAAUAAACACUGUGCGCUGACAAUAAUUGUUGUGUUAUACUAAUUCAUUGGAAGUGUUCAAAUGUAUUAUGUCAAGAAUGGUGGUGCGUUAGAAAAAGUCAUUAUCUGUUAAAGUCUGAAUUAUUUAAAUUGUAUAAAGGCCUAAUUACAAUACAGGCUCUGAUUUGCAGUCCAGAGUAACCUGAACCUGAACGCCUUGGGCUUCUAGGACAUUUAGAAAUGAGCCCAAAGUUUGGGUCUGGAGGUUCCUUCCCUCUUUCUUGUCUGUUUCAGGAGUUUGUAUCUUAAAUGCCAUCCAUAGGAAGUAUUUGCAAAAGAAAUGAAUUACUUAGAGAGGAACUGGGAGGAGGUUUCCUUCCUGAAAUCAGAGCUGGCAAUCUUUCUAAGUUAUUUAAUGGUCCCAGUUUCUGAAAACAUAUUGAAGGAAAUAUCUUAACAAUGAGAUAGCCACUUCGCCAAAUACUAAUUGGUAUUGUGUUGAAUUUACCUCAGCGGUACAUUCUGACUUCAUAUCUCCUCCUCCCCUGUUACCUCUUAGAUGCGUGUGUGUUUGUUUGUUUGUUUUUUGCCCUGGAGUAUAUGUGGACUGGCAGUCUUAGUCAGGACAGAGUGUACUUUUAGCUGCCUCUUUGUACAGCCUCAGAAUGUACCCUCUGAGAUAGAAACCUGUCCAAUUUCAAACUAUGUGCAGAAAUAUCUGUUUUUUCAGGUACUCUCUCAUCUUUACCAAGUGAUCCCAAAAGCAUUUUAUAAAUUCUCUGUGGUAAAAGAAUUGCUUCACUCUUUGCCAGCAAAAUGCAGCCAGCUCUGAAGUGGGACCUGGCAUGUGUUUAACUGUGCAUAGUAACAUGGCACAAUAGCUUCAGAAGGGAAAUGAAGAUGAAGGAUGUGUCCAUUUAAUAUUGUGGGGGGAUUUCACGCAGUCAGGAUAUGAAAAACAAGGUGAUCCACUGAAAUAAACAUUGAAUUAUAAACCAGGAAUUCCUGCCUCUGAGUCAUGGGGCAAAUCCUUUGGGGGUAAGUCCACAAAAGGAAUUAGACGCCUCAGUGCUGACAGACUAAACUAUUAGGUUAGAGGCCACCACGUACUCCUAGCAGAUUUUUGUAGGAGUAGUUAGUGUAGGUUUAGUGAGGUUAGUGUAGGUAGCUCUACCAUCUACACAUUGCCUUUUGUGGUUCUCAGUGCCAGGUUUCUAUGUCCCCCUGUGUACUGAAUAGAGUCUAAUCUAAGCAGUGGAUUCUUGUAGAAACAGUGUCCGCCUGUUGGAUGCUGCAUCACUCACUGUUGGGAUGCCCUAAGUGCUUCUUAGGGAGAGGUUUUCUUAGGUUGUAGGACUGAAUUUGGGAGCCUAAUUGUGCAUUUAGCAUCAAUUAGUAAAGAAGGGGCCUUUCAGAUUCAUUGGGUGCCAGCAGUUCCCAUAAGAAUCCAACUUUUCUCAUUAAGCGCCCAGUUACAAAUGUUCGUGCUUAACUGUGUUGCAGUCCAGUCUGGAAUUGUUAAUCUAAAUCUCCCACUGUCUUACUUCCUUUUUCACCCAGUGAAGGUAAUACUACUGUCUCCCCGGGGAACUGUGAAUAUUUAUUAGCUCAUUGCACAGUGCUCUAAGGAAUAUGUUGUUAUAUUUAAAGUUCUUAUAUUGAACAAAAAGGGCAAGAGAGGCUAGGCGGUCAUUUAUAUUCAUACCU